Molecule: messenger RNA, 1208 nt
Organism: Thermothielavioides terrestris NRRL 8126
Lineage: Eukaryota; Fungi; Ascomycota; Sordariomycetes; Sordariales; Chaetomiaceae
Exons: 2
Coding region: 253-987 (244 amino acids)
Source: RefSeq, a predicted model, not a curated record
GCGCAGUUGCAGCUCACCAGGGCUGGCGCCUGUGUGGAUAACAUCGGACACAUUUGAGAUCUGAAUUGUUUAUUCCGUCGACAAUCCCCGGGAGGUAGCCGCCCGGGGUGCUCUCUGCGAUUCCCUGCCCCGCUUCCAUCCAUCCAGUUGUGAGCGGCGGCACAUGAUCCACGUCUCCUCCACGAAGACCGGUUUCCGUUUUAAGGAUCGCGACACAUACUUCGCCUUCAGUGCAUUUGGCCAACAAAUAUCAUGUCGGUCUUGAGGGAAACCUUCGAUCGGGGGCACAUCGAGACGGCCCUGCGCUGGCUGGACCGAGCAAUCGGACAGUCCGAAAUCCUCGCUGACGUCAUUCCGAUCCACACGGUGUCGUACGGCGGAAUGCUCUCAGUGUGCCUUUUUGGCAACCGGGCAGCGACAAAGGACAUUGACGUGUUGCUCCCGUCCAACGUCCGAGACUCGCAGGUCCACCGAGCCGAGUUUACACGCUUGGUGAACGGGGUCGCAGGGGAGCUCAGCUAUAUGCGUGAUUGGAUCAACGACGACUUGCGACUCUUCGUUCCCAUCGAGGGGAGGCAGAAGCUAUUGGAGGACAGCAUUGAGCAGGGGACAGCUGUCUUCGAGGGCGACAACCUGGUGAUAUGGGCGGGGUUGUGGGAAUUCGGCCUGGAGUCUAAGCUUGAUCGAAUCGACAACAAUGAAGGCCGAACUCAGUCAGCCAGGGCGAGGCUCGAAAAAGACACGUCAGACGCGGUUGAGCUGGUCCAUCUCCUGAGGGGAUCCUCGGCCCACCCUUUGGACAAGGCGUGGGUCAUGGGGCUGGCGCGGUUCGGUCCUCACGCCCCCUUUCACGAGGCAGUCGAGGCGGUCGCCCAAGCGUACGCAGUGAAGUAUGGCGUGCAGGGCAUAGUCGAGUUGGUGUGGGAUGCAGCAGAGGGAAAGCACAAGUAUCAGGACUUGGCAGGUCAAUGGGUAUGGUACGAAUGAAGAUGAAAGGGGUCAAAGCAUGGUCAUGAGCCGGCUUCCUUUAGCAGAUUGGCGUGGAUACGUAGGGCGUCUGAUGAGUUGGUAUCAAUUGGUAUCAAUAUCUAACGCCCGAAUGUCAGUCUUUCCGCCGCGCAGUUAGACGGUCCUUAGCGCCGAGGUGUCGGCAAAGAUGUUGCGCUUCCAAAAGGCGCACAAGUCGCCAGAAUAUUUGACUCUAUUUU